This is a messenger RNA of Closterium sp. Yama58-4, 984 nucleotides long. NCBI's taxonomy places the organism in Eukaryota, Viridiplantae, Streptophyta, Zygnematophyceae, Desmidiales, Closteriaceae. The record is from the annotation of a GenBank genome assembly.
AUGGUGCUCGCGAUAACCCCUUCCUUUCUUGCGAGGAGUGAUGUUCUUAUUGCAGAGGGACUACUAUGGAGGGGCACGAUUCUUAAACGGGUGAAGUAUGAUCGUGCCAGACGUUACGUGUCCUUGCGCGGUUCAAUCAUGCAGUGGUGGAACUCUUGGCAAGGGAUCUAUGAUUGGGAUAUGGUAGAUGACAACAUCGGUUUUCUGUCAUAUCCCUUGCCGUCGCAUCAGAUUGUCAGGCUGGGCCUCAAGGCACUCGCCUGGUGCCCUGGCCGUAAGCGAGAGUCCGGGAAUGCGGAGUCCCCAGUGCACGUGCCCCGAUACGAUGACUCGGGUGAAGGAGCCUUGCUGUUGACAAACGUGCCUUUGGAUCUCCUGGACGUCUGGCAGCGUGAGAACGGCCACAAAUGGUUGGAUGAAGAUCGGACGGUCGUGGGAAUGUUUUUCCUGCCGCCCGGAGCCGUUGACGCAUCAAAGCGAGUGGUGGAGAGAGUGAUAGAGGCUGAGGGCAAGGGCAUGCAGGUGAUAGGGUGGAGGGAGGUACCGGUGAACAAGUAUGCGCUGGGGGUGUAUGGCAGAGCCACCAUGCCCUCCAUCCACCAGCUCGUUCUCUCCACACCCGGCUAUCCCGACGACGAUCCCAAACAUGCGAAGACAGAUUCGUUUGAUGAUAUUCCUAUGGGGUAUCCUGAUCUGAUAAGGAGCAUUCAUCUCGCUGCCAACGGAAAGGCUGAUGACGACGAUGACGACAAAUACCGGGAGGCAGGCCGGGAGGUUCCGCUGGAGCCGUUUAGUGAAGUGCAUGUGUGUUCCUUGGCAAGCAAGUAUCUAGUGUACAAGGCCGUGUGUAGGAACACUGACCUGGCGGAUUUUUAUCCGGAUCUGAAGAGUAGCACCCUGUUGCAGCGGUUGGACCACGAGACUACGGUGGGGGAGUGCGUGAUGCAGGCUUACACGCUCAUCAUGGGGUCAGCAUACCGGUAG